Messenger RNA from Effrenium voratum, 1224 nucleotides. Lineage: Eukaryota; Dinophyceae; Suessiales; Symbiodiniaceae. The record is from the annotation of a GenBank genome assembly.
AUGGCAGCGAAGGAGGGCAUUUGGAGCGACGUGGUGGGCGACGAUCGGCGGCUGAGCGCCUCGAAUGCCCUGCAGGGACUCGAGGAGGACUGGCCGGCGAACCCCUGGCAGCAGCAGGCUGACGCUCAUCUCCUGCACCUGCAGCGUUCGUUGGGCCAGGAGGCAGCUCUGGUGCCAUGCAUGAUGCUAGCGCCGCAAGGCCGCGUUCACGAGCUGGAGGGCCAGCUCGCCGCCUUGGAGGCGACCUGUGCUGCCCAAGCCGGAGACUUGCAGGAGACGCAAGCUGAGCUGGAGCUUUUGAGGCAGAGGCGACCGCAACGGCCCGACGCGGCGGAGCAAACUGCCCUGCAGGAGAAGAACGACUUCCUGCAGGUCUUGGUCGCUCGCUUUGAGCGGAAAGUGAUGGCCCUGGAGGAGGAGAAUGCAGGGCUCACGGUGGCACUUUGCAAGACAGCGCCUGUGGCCUCUGCCGCGUCCCAGACAGAGGAGUCGCUGCACGAGCUCGAGGGCCAAGUGGCGCUGCUGGAGGAGCAGCUGCGCAGCAAGGAGCAUGAGCUCGAAGAAGCGAAGGACAGGCUGGAGGAGGAGAAGUUGACGCGGCAGAAGCGGGAGGCCGUGGUCAAAGGAAGGACCGCUGAGGAACUAGCCUUGGAGGUGGAGACGCUGGAGUCCCGGGUCGGCUUCCUGUCGGACCUGGUGAAUCGCUUUGAGGACAAGACCAUGCUGCUGGAGAAGCAAGUGAAGGUCAUGAGUUCCUCGGAGAAGGAGCUGGGCGCCGAGUUGCAGCAGAGCCGACAGCAGCAAGAGGACGCCGAGGCUGCGGCUGUGGUCAAGCAGCAGCAGUUACAGCAGGAGGCAGAGGGCGCUGCCUUGGCUCUCCGCGAUGCCAAGAAGGAGCACAACAAGAAAGUCCAGGAGUUGCUGCGGCAGCUGCAGCUGGCAGAGGCGAAGGCCCGGAAGAUGCUCAAGGCCAAGUGCCAAGAGGAGUCCAAGGAGCUGCAGCAGCUGAAGGGCGCCCAGUGCCAGAACCACGCGGAGCUCAGAGAGCUGAAGGAGCUGAAUGCUCAGCUGGUUGAGCGCUUGGGGAAGGAGCGGGUGGAGCAUGCCGAGACAAAGCGAUGCUUGGAGCAAGCCUCCCGCGAGAAAGAGACUCUGGAACAAAGAGUGGACAGCCUUUGCGAGCAGCUCAUCCAGCUUUCCGAGCUCAAUGACUCCUUGCAGUGA